Molecule: messenger RNA, 864 nt
Organism: Portunus trituberculatus (swimming crab)
Lineage: Eukaryota; Metazoa; Arthropoda; Malacostraca; Decapoda; Portunidae
Exons: 5
Coding region: 99-596 (165 amino acids)
Source: RefSeq, a predicted model, not a curated record
AACCAAACACCCACAAAGAAAACGGGAAGUAGGACGCUCCCACAGCCCCUCCUCCUCCCCAUCGCUUACACCCCAGACACCUCCCACCCAAGGUCACGAUGAGGGCGAGCGGCGCUGUGUUUCUCCUGACAGCGGCGCUGACGGGGUUCACGCAGGCUGCUUGGCUUGAGAACUUUUCACAAAACCUGUGCCGGACUGACAUCAGAUGUUACACCAAGACCUAUCACUGCUCUCGAAUCCUCAACGUUCCCCACAUUCAACGUGUCAUGACUCAGGUCCUCGCCUACUGCUACUCCCUCCUCGGCUCCUCCACUCUGCGAUCUACUACUUUUACUGAAGAUGAUCUCAUUGAUGUCAUGAGUGGUGUGCAUGGAGAGCAACUGCCUGACUGUGUGUUGGUCCAGAUGGGACUGGUGGUAGAUGGACGGGUGAACCAGGCAGGGUUGUACCUUGCCCUUGCCAACACAGUCAUCAGUAACAACUUCAACCAGCAGAAUACAUUCCUCGAUGCCAUCAGCACCUGUCCAGCACCAUCCAAGCCUCAGCUGGCAUCGUUCGGUGCCUGUGUAAUACAAGCGUGUGUCUCAGCCUUGUAGCCCCAUCAAUCCUGCCUUCAGCACCCAUCAAGACCAAUGCCAAAUAAUGACUGCAUCGUAUGUCUCUCCUCUUAAAUAACAUUGUGACCCAUUCAUCAUAACAUUUUACCUUCCAUCUUCGUCUUUCAUUAUGCACAGUCAAACAAGAUGGAAUGCUUUCACCACAUCAUGAGGUCACAAGGUCACAUGAUCAGCUGCUACAUGUGCAGCCAAUCUAUGUGAUGAAACUAUAAUUGAAAUAAAUGGAUAUUUUGCAAAAAAAAAUCAA